Fusarium musae is the source of this 648-nucleotide messenger RNA. RefSeq lists its product as uncharacterized. The record is from RefSeq and is a predicted model, not a curated record. Gene Ontology annotation, biological process: retrograde vesicle-mediated transport, Golgi to endoplasmic reticulum; endoplasmic reticulum to Golgi vesicle-mediated transport; vesicle fusion with Golgi apparatus. Lineage: Eukaryota; Fungi; Ascomycota; Sordariomycetes; Hypocreales; Nectriaceae. The transcript has 3 exons. Gene Ontology annotation, molecular function: SNAP receptor activity. The coding region runs from base 1 to 648 and encodes 215 amino acids. Gene Ontology annotation, cellular component: endoplasmic reticulum membrane; ER to Golgi transport vesicle membrane; Golgi membrane.
AUGAUCUACUCUACGCAAAUAUCAAGGCUUGAUGGCCUCAUGCUCUGUGCCUCAGUCGAUGAUGAACAGGCCGAGUCCACCCUCGCAGAGACCAAGCAGAACGUGCGCCAGGUCCUCCGCAAGCUCACACGCAACUCCGAGUCCCAGGCCUCUAUCGAGACGCCCAACCACACGCUACACUACCUCAUCGACUCGGACAUCGUCUUCCUCGCCAUCUGCGCUCCCUCGUACCCCCGAAAGCUUGCAUUUACCUACCUCGCCGACCUCGCUCGCGAAUUCACAACCACCUACCCAGCAUCCCAGGUCCACUCGCCUGCUCUGCGACCCUACGCCUUCAUGGAGUUUGACACCUUCAUCUCGAAGACGAAGACCACCUACGCUGAUUCCCGAGCCUCGGCUAACCUCGAUAAACUUAACGAUGAGCUGCGCGAUGUGACAAAGGUAAUGACCAAGAACAUUGAGGAUUUGCUCUAUCGUGGAGAUAGUUUGGAGCGCAUGGGAGAGAUCAGCUCGAGGCUGCGUGAUGACAGCAAGAAGUAUAGGAGAGCUGCAGUGCGAAUCAACUGGGAGUUGCUGGUAAAGCAGUACGGACCCUUUGCGGCUCUUGGGUUCAUCAUCAUCUUCUUCCUGUAUUGGCGGUUCUUUUAA